AUGAGCGCGGCCGAGCCCGGGGGUCCCGGGGGUCCCGGCGGCCCCGAGCCCCGCAAGGCGCGGGGCAGGCCCCGCCUGACGGACACGGACCGCGCGCGGCGGCGCCUGGAGUCGCGCAAGAAGUACGACGUGCGGCGCGUGUACCUGGGCGAGGCGCACGGGCCCUGGGUGGAGCUGCGGCGCCGCAGCGGAUGGAGCGACGCCAAGCUGGCGGCCUACCUGCUGGGGCUGGAGCGGGGCCAGCGCGCCGGCCGCCGCGG
Messenger RNA from Passer montanus (Eurasian tree sparrow), 260 nucleotides. Its product is annotated as zinc finger protein 653-like. The transcript has a single exon. NCBI's taxonomy places the organism in Eukaryota, Metazoa, Chordata, Aves, Passeriformes, Passeridae. The record is from RefSeq and is a predicted model, not a curated record. The annotation marks the transcript as partial.